AUGAAUAAUUAAUUGGAAUAAAAAGUUAUUAACUAAUGGAAAAGCUUUGUACAAAAGAGAAAGGAAGUCAGAGACAUUCUUAUUACAUAAUACAAACAAAGUUAUAUAAGAGUUCUUAAUUCAUAUAAGGAAUUAAAAAAGAGAAGGUUUUAAUAAUAUAUUAUCAACAAUGCAUCUAAUUUAAUCUAUAAAGCUUUGAAAAUCAAUUUAUGGAAAGUUAAACAUCUUAGGCAAUUUUUAAUUUAGAAUUAAGUUAAGCGAUUCUAUAUUUUAAAAUCUUAAGAGUAAAUAUUUAAAAACUAUUUUAAUUUACAUGGCAAACAAGUAAAUAUCAAAACAAUAAGAUUACAUCUCUAAAAUAACUGCUAACAUAAAAAUUUAAUACCUAUGCUAUUUCAUAAUAUUAAAUCUGAUGUUAUUUUAUUCAAUUUUCACUAAUUAAAAAAAGAAUUUGGAGAAACUAAUCUAAAUAGAGACAUAAUUAAAUAUGAAUUUCUUUAUAACUUUAUUAAAUAUGUCAAAGUAAAACUGUCAAAAAAAUAAUUUAAAUUCUCUAAUUAAGAAUUAAUGAGACAUCAACAAUUAAUCUAAAGAAUUGAUAAUUUUUAAUCUAAAGAAUACAAUCUAUUGAAAUAUAUUGAAUUAGAUAAUAUAAAUAUAUUAAGAAAGAUUUAUCAAUAUAAUUGUUAAAAUAGAAAUUAAUAACUACAUCUCUUUUUUGAUUUUUAAUUGAGGGAGAUUGCAGCUGUGUGUCGAAUUUAAAAGUAUUUUAGAGCAAAAAGAGAUAUUGUUACUAAUGGUAUGAAAUAUUCAGUUAUCAUGAAAUUGAUAGAUCAAACUAGAGCUAUUUAUGUUAUUUAAAGAUGGUUUAGAAGGAUCAGAUCAAAUCACAGAAAUAAUUUUUUUAAAGAAAUUUCUUUUUAUGUUUCUCAAAUUUCAACACCAAAUCUAUAUCUGGAUAUGUAAAUCUAUUAAUAAAUUCAAGAAAUUGUUAAAAAUUAAAAGCAUUCUUUAAAAUUUUUAGAAUAAUACAAUAUGGUAAAAUUAUUAUAAUUUUAAGAUUAUUGCAGAUAAUGAUAUAGUAAGACUAAAGUUUAAAUCUUAAUAAUUUGAAAAUUCGGUGUAAUCUACAUUUGCCUAAUCUAUAGCUUAAUUUGAUCAUUUAAAUAUUGAAAUAGUUCCAAAAUGGCUUAUUCAAGCAAUUCAAAUGGUGCAUAUCAAAGAAGAAAAGUUUAUUGAUUAUAAUGUUAUAAAAUAAGAAUAAAUCUCAACAAAGUGGAAUUGUAGAAAUAGAGAAUACUAAACAAAAUAAAAAGAACCCUUGAAAGAACUUAAAUAUUAAUAAUAGGUUGAUAUCUAUGGAUUAUUACAUUUGGGAGCAUCUAUUAAUUUUGAUUGUAUUAACAAUAGAGAUUACAUUAAAUUUUCAUAUAUAUCUACAAGUGAAGCAAAAUAUAGAGUGAUUGCUUUAGCUUUGAUAACUUAUAGAUUCAAACUGAAUGGAACAAGUAUACUAAUGUUUAGUGAUAAUAUUUGGGAAAGUACAAAUACGAAAAUAAUUCCAUUUUUAAAUAAAUAUUAUUAAAAAAUCUAAUGUGUUUUUAAAGUAGACAUACCUACUUUAGAAACUUCUUAACUCUAUUUUGGAAAAAUAAAUAAAAUAAUCUUAUGUUUUAAUAACUAGCAAGCAGAACAAUUUAAAUAUCAAAAAUAAGUAAUAUAACUUUCAUUUUUUAAUCAAAAUUCUCGUAUAAUUGAAAAUUUCAUUUGGAUGUGUUCAGAAAAAUCAAAUCAAUAAAAAAUUUAUAAACCUUAGAUUUCCAUAAAAUUAAAUCGAAAUAGCUUAAAAAAAAAUAGUCAUAUUUAACUUGCUAAUUCAUCCUCUGAAGAUAUUUAAUAGGAUUAAGUUUCAAUUACUUAAAAUUAUAUCCAUCAAAGAUCUCAUGAUUUAUCUCCGUAAUCAGUUAUUGUUGAUGGAAGUAGUAAAUCAACUUAAUUACCUCUUAAAUUUUCUAUAAUGUGUCUAGAAAAUUCAGAAAUUUAAUAUUAGCCACCAAAAUUUAAAAGAAGAACUGAAUAAUCUUAAUAAGAAUUUGUUAUGACUAGUAGAUUUAGAACCUAAAAUAAUAGUUUAAAUAAUUCUAAAAUCAAAGAUCUAAGUGAGACUCAAAAUACAAGUGUUCAAAAAAUUUAACCAAAGAAAAGGUAAUAUCCCCUUGAAGAUAUUUAUGAACAAAGUGAAUAUUUGUAAAUUAAACAAUAAUCCUAAAAAAUAGCUCUAUAAGAAAAUAAAGAAAAAAUUGCAAAAAUUAAAUAAAAAAAUCUAAAUGAAACAAGUUUUAUUAGAGAAUUUUAACAUUUCACAAAUUUAUUACAAAGAUAAGAACAAUAGAUUCUAAAUCGAUAACUGAAAACCCCAAAAAUAUAAACAGUGGAAAAAUCUUAAAAAGUAUCAAGCAUACAUUAAAGUGUGAAAAGUUAAUCUGUGACCAGAAGGGAAGAUUAUUAAGAUACUUCUAUUUUUUUUCCAAUAAUAGAACCAAAGUCUACAAAGAAACAAACCUAAAACUUUAGAUUAUCAAAUUAUCAUAGAUAUGCUGUUUUUCCAGAAGAAUUAUACGCAAUAUCGAAAAAUGUAGAAACUAUUAAAUUUUGA
Molecule: messenger RNA, 2656 nt
Organism: Paramecium sonneborni
Lineage: Eukaryota; Ciliophora; Oligohymenophorea; Peniculida; Parameciidae
Source: the annotation of a GenBank genome assembly